AGUGGAGAAGGAGCUCCCCAUCCCUAGGAGUAUUCAAGCAGAGCAGUCACCCGGCAGAAGAUUCCCACACCUGGAAGGAACAAUCUGAUGCUAUUCCUACGCUAAGAAUCCAGAAUCCACCGGUUAUCAUCGGAUUAGGACUCAACUGAUCGGGGAUCCAAUGUGGGUUCUAUCCUUCCCUUGCUCUGCGCCUUGGCCACCUCUCUGAGUUCAGUUACCUGAUUCAGUGUCACAAUCCUCACUGGGGAGAAUCUGCCGCUCUAGAACAACCACUGCUUUUCACUGCCUUACCAGGUGUUAGGAAAGGGGACUCUGGCCACCUGUGGGACCACUUUCCUAAGGGCAGGCCUGGGAUGCAGCAGCAGGGUGAGGGAGGAGCGUUCGCACUGUGCAUGGUGAUGCCCUGGGGGUGUUCCAUCUGUGCGGAGUCCUUCAGAGUGACCUUGGGCAGCCUCAGCAGAACCUCAUGAAUGUAGACUUGUUUAAAAAAAAAAAGUCCAGCCAGGGCUUUAUGCCCUGCUAGGCUUCCCUCCACUUCCACACGUACCAAGAAGAAAAAGCCAGCCACGGGACUCACUGAAUUAAUGAAUCACUUCUCUUAUCUAUUUUUGCUGUUAUCUAAUUCUGAGAGGAAAGCUGGGAGCCGAGGGAGCCGCUGCCGGGAGAUGUAGCUCACAACGUCUCCCUCCCACUGGCUGAAGCAGGCUGGAGUCUCUGGGCCUGGAGGCUGAUCUGUCCCCGAAAGCUGGCCUCCGGACGAGCCUGGAAGAGCUUCCACUGUAGGGCUGCAGCCGCAGUGAAGGGAAGGAGCCCUCGAGGGCCCUCUUCGCUGGAGCCCUGCUGGAGCCAGCGGCACAGCCUGGGCAUGCCGCUGGCAGAGCACAGCGACUAGGCAGCUGUGGGUGAGCCGAAGGUCGGUCUGCUCAGGGUGUUCGAGCCCAGCCUCGACAACGUCCUGAACACCUCCAGCCUCGGAGGUGGAGUGGACUCCAGCCCUGGAGUGGAGUCAGCCCUCCUGCACUAUCUGCUGGAACAACCACAAAUCCAAUCUGGGAUUUUUCUGAGCAAACCAGAGCCGGGAGGUUGCUCUUCUGAUGCUGGAUUGAAUUCGUAUAUCUUUUGAGGGAGUUGGGCCUCUCCCAUUGAUUUUUGAUCUCCGUUUUCGUGACAGUCCCGCACACCCGCAUUCUAAUUCUUGUGGCUUUGGUUUGCUGUGCCCGCGUGGCUCCUUGACCCGCAAGCGAAGAGAGGACACCGACGCGCAGAGCUUGGGGCGAUGUACCAAAGCCUGGCCAUGGCCGCCAACCGGCCCCCGCCCGGCGCCUACGAGGCGGGCGGCCCGGGCGCCUUCAUGCACGGCGCGGGCGCCGCGUCCUCGCCCGUCUACGUGCCCACGCCGCGGGUGCCGUCCUCCGUGCUAGGUCUGUCGUACCUGCAGGGCGGAGGAGGAGGCGCUGCCUCCGGAGCCGCCUCGGGUGGCAGCUCCGGGGCCGCCCCGUCGGUGCGGGGCCCGGGACCCAGGGGCAGCCCGGGCUGGAGCCAGGCUGGAGCCGAGGGAGCCGCCUACACCCCGCCGCCUGUCCCCCGCUUCUCCUUCCCGGGGACCACUGGGUCCCUGGCGGCCGCCGCCGCUGCCGCCGCCGCCCGGGAAGCCGCAGCCUACAGCACUGGCGGCGGGUCUGCUGGAGCGGGCCUGGCCGGCCGAGAGCAGUAUGGGCGUCCGGGCUUCGCGGGCUCCUAUUAGCCCUACCCGGCCUACAUGGCCGACGUGGGUGCGUCCUGGGCCGCGGCCGCCGCCGCCUCUGCAGGCCCCUUCGACAGCCCAGUUCUGCACAGCUUGCCCGGACGGGCCAACCCUGCGCGACACCCCAAUCUCGUAGAUAUGUUUGAUGACUUCUCAGAAGGCAGAGAGUGUGUCAAUUGUGGGGCCAUGUCCACCCCACUCUGGAGGCGAGAUGGGACAGGACACUACCUGUGCAAUGCCUGUGGCCUCUACCACAAGAUGAACGGCAUCAACCGACCCCUCAUUAAGCCUCAGCGCCGGCUGUCCGCUUCCCGCCGAGUAGGCCUCUCCUGUGCCAACUGCCAGACUACCACCACCACACUGUGGCGCCGCAAUGCCGAGGGUGAACCUGUGUGCAAUGCCUGCGGCCUCUACAUGAAGCUCCACGGGGUACCCAGGCCUCUUGCAAUGCGGAAGGAGGGAAUUCAAACCAGAAAACGAAAGCCCAAGAACCUGAAUAAAUCUAAGACAACAGCAGGUCCUCCUGGUGAGAGCCUCCCUCCCACCAGCAGCGCCUCCAGCAACUCCAACAACGCCGCCACCAGCAGCAGCAGUAGCAGCAGCGAAGAGAUGCGCCCCAUCAAGACAGAACCUGGGCUGUCAUCUCCCUAUGGGCACAACAGUACCUCCAUAUCCCAGGCAUUCUCUGUCAGUACUGUGUCCGGCCACGGGCCCUCCAUCCAUCCAGUGCUGUCGGCUCUGAAGCUCUCCCCACAAGGCUAUGCAUCUCCUGUCACUCAGACAUCACAGGCCAGCUCCAAGCAGGACUCUUGGAACAGCCUGGUCCUGGCUGACAGUCAUGGGGACAUAAUUACCGCGUAAUCAUCCCCUCUCCCUCUUCAAAUUCCUGCUCGGACUUGGGACCUGGGGGCCAGCAAAGUCUGCGGCUGGGGCGCGUUGGCCAGCCCCUUUGUCUGGGAACAACUCCCGAAGAACAACUGGGUAGAACUUGAAGUUGUUGGCAAUCGCUUAGGGAUGUGGGUGCUGGGUUUCUUCAGACACCCUUUCCAGGUGGAGCGCUGGAGAGAGCCUGCAUUCUUAGAGACGGAGCCCACCUUCAUUGUGAGCGCAGCACAAUGAGGCUCUUCCAUGUAGCAGGAGACUUCUUUCUCAUUCUCCACCUGCCUGUCCAGGACAGAGACAUAAUCUCCUUCACCCAACCCUUCACCCCAGGGGUUCUAGGUAGUGGGUUUUUCCUUGUGCUCCUAGGGUGGCUGUAGGGGCCCCGGGGCUUCCAGACACCGUCUACAGCCUGAGCAGGGUGUCUACCUGAUGUGGACUGGAUGCGGCAGCCCUGCCCUUGUCCAACACUCCCCUUGAGGCAUGGCGUGUCCCUGCAUGCCCCAUACCAGAUCUGACUCCAAAAGUGCUGGCUGCGAUGCAGAUGUUACCGAGUGCUCCCUGGGGAGAUGGUGGAGAAGGCCCAUCACACAGGAUGUUCAUCCAAUCACAGCCCAGCAGUGGUGCCUUCCCUUCUUCCUCCCAGGACCUCCAACAUUAAACCCCUUGCUUUCCAGCCUGAACAUCUCCCACCCCCUGCAAAGCUAGAGCUCAGUUGUGUAGCAGGCUACUGCCACCUGGUGCUGCUCCCACGCGCAGGGGUUCCACGGAGGGACAAAGCCGGCCACCAAAGCAGGCUGGUGACUGCACUCAUCUGCACCUUGGGUCCCUCUGGAGGUUGUGUCUACCGCACAAUCCUGUUCCCAGGACUCCAGCUUGCUUGCUCUGAGCCUGCCAAGCCAUCCAUGGCCUCUCAAGUCAGUUACCUGGAUCUGGGCCUUUCUCCAGCACAGAUCCUUUGUCUAGGAAAUACAGAGUGUUUGCAACAUAAAUUCAAAGCAGAAAACAACAAAGCGAAAUUUGUGAAAGGACAAAGGUGACGGAUGGAAGAUGUCUCGGAGCCUGAUGGGAUUGCCAUGCUUAUAGCUGUCCUAGAAUUGGCCUUCUCCCUCUCCCAUUACUGGGGCCCCCAAAGAUUCUUCCUUGUCCUCCUCACCCACAGAGCUGUAGCCAACUAUGGCAUUACCCCCUUGUUCCCCCAAACUCCCAGCCCCCACCCCUAAACCCUGCCGGCCGUAGCAGAGAAUAGCUUUGAACCCAGAUUCUGUUGUAAUCAUCAUUUACACUGUGUUCUUCCUCAAGGCUGCCCUCCAUGCCUCCCCGCCUCCACAACCUGUUAACAUUGUCUUAAGGUGAAAUGGCUGUAAAAUCAGUAUUUAACUAAUAAAUUUAUCUGUAUUCCUCUUC
Molecule: messenger RNA, 4030 nt
Organism: Peromyscus leucopus (white-footed mouse)
Lineage: Eukaryota; Metazoa; Chordata; Mammalia; Rodentia; Cricetidae
Product: transcription factor GATA-4
Biological process (GO): positive regulation of transcription by RNA polymerase II; cell fate commitment; negative regulation of transcription by RNA polymerase II
Cellular component (GO): nucleus
Molecular function (GO): DNA-binding transcription factor activity, RNA polymerase II-specific; zinc ion binding; RNA polymerase II cis-regulatory region sequence-specific DNA binding
Source: RefSeq, a predicted model, not a curated record